Cricetulus griseus (Chinese hamster) is the source of this 258-nucleotide messenger RNA. The record is from RefSeq and is a predicted model, not a curated record. Lineage: Eukaryota; Metazoa; Chordata; Mammalia; Rodentia; Cricetidae.
AUGGAGGAGCCCCACCUCACCAUCGCCCUGGUCCAACCCAGGGGCCCAGCCCCCGCCCAAGCAACCCCUGACUUGUCCAGCGCGUUUGAGAAUUUACCGGAAAAGCUGAAGGAGUUUGGGAACACUUUGGAAGACAAGGCCCGGGCAGCCAUUGAACACAUCAAACAGAAGGAAAUUCUGACCAGGACCCGGUCCUGGUUUUCAGAGACAUUCGGGAAAUUGAAGGAGAAGCUCAAAACCAAGUUUGACUUUGACUGA